AAACUAAUAUUCACGAUAAUUCCGACAGCACGUGAAGGUAGCAUAAUGGCGUAAAAAGUUUCUACUACUGGAUUAUGCGUAAAAUAACAAUUAAAAUUGAAAUUAAAUCAAUUGACGGGACAUCUCAGAGAUUACAGUUUCUUUAAUGAAAUUUCUUUAAUGAAAGUUGGAUAGUAGAGACGAUCAAAAUAUAUGUACGAAUAUAUAAAACGCGUUGGUGACAAUUGUCCCUUCUGGUUAUCCGUAGUGUAAUCAGGAAGUGGUGCAGGCGUAACUGGUUGACAUUGAGCUUUCAUAAAGGUGGUGUUUUAACCAUCAUUUGGAGUUAAAUCGGAUAAAUAAACAGUGAGAUCCCCAUGCUGAGUACCAAGCGUCUAGCUGAUGUGGGCUACCGCGUCUUCUCCGGGUCCAUGAUGCUGCUGACCCUGUACGGAGGCUACCUGUGCACCAUGCGCGGCUACCGCUACAUACAGAGACAGAAGCAGCUCCAACUGGCUGCACAGAAUCAAAACACUGACCCUGAGAUAAUCAAGGACUGAUCACCUGUUCAUACAGGAAUGGCUGGGUCUCAUCUCCUCUUAGCUGGAGGAGGUGAUGGCCAUGGUGAUGAGACCUCAACCACUUUCAUGUAUGGAUGACGAAUAUAUAUCUAAAUGCAGCGUAAAAAUGUUACUUUUUUUGAACUUUGAUUUAUCUUUUGUAAUAUAUUAAAUGGUGUACAAAUUAAA
Messenger RNA from Pangasianodon hypophthalmus (striped catfish), 728 nucleotides. RefSeq names its product cytochrome c oxidase assembly protein COX14 homolog. The record is from RefSeq and is a predicted model, not a curated record. The coding region runs from base 357 to 539 and encodes 60 amino acids. The transcript has 2 exons. NCBI's taxonomy places the organism in Eukaryota, Metazoa, Chordata, Actinopteri, Siluriformes, Pangasiidae.